Messenger RNA from Guillardia theta CCMP2712, 1671 nucleotides. RefSeq lists its product as hypothetical. Gene Ontology annotation, molecular function: protein binding. NCBI's taxonomy places the organism in Eukaryota, Cryptophyceae, Pyrenomonadales, Geminigeraceae. The coding region runs from base 1 to 1671 and encodes 556 amino acids. The transcript is spliced from 9 exons. The record is from RefSeq and is a predicted model, not a curated record.
AUGGCGGAGGCACGGGGGAGUCCCCACUCGUUGGUGUUGGCAGUGGCGUCUUCUCUUGCCUCACCAGUCCUCCUCUAUCCGCUGCUGUUGCUUCUCUUUGCUGCAUCUCCUUCACCAGUCAUGGCAGGUACAGUCAUGCCGUGGGUAGACCUGACUCGAAAUCCUCCUCCGAACCUGUAUGCCGCCGGCACUUGUGUGGUGAACAAUGUCGCGUACGUGUUCGAUGGUAGUACGAUCUACACGCUCAGCGAUCCUCAAGGCAGCUGGUCCAAGAUAACAGCACAGGGAUCCACCGGAGCAUACGGUCUCUGGGGGUUCAGGAUGGUUACAGACAACACUUACCUCUAUACGUACGGUUACCAAGGAGGCACAUCACCCUUGUAUCGGUUUCAAAUCUCCACAUCCACAUGGUCGAUCGUCAACGCUACAGGCUCACCUGCAUCACAAAGCGCAUUUGCAAUGGCAUACCUGUCUAACAAGAUCUACGUCUUUGGCGGUUACAACAGGAACGAUGAACUGACAAAUUACAUGAGUCUCUUUGACAUUUCUACCUCUACGUGGUCAACGCUCACGGUCUCGAGCAUUCAGCCAUCGGCCCGCUAUUAUGCCCAGAUGGUUGCGAUAGGAAACUUGUUAUACAUGUAUGGAGGAGCAUAUGCGUCUGCAAGCUACGACGACGUCUACACCUUCAGUCCUUUGAACAAUACCUGGACACUGCUCGAUGUUGCGACUGGAAGUCGACCGACAGGAGGAGGAAGUUACUUCUCGAUGACAAGUAUCGGAAGCUUGAUCUACGUCUUUGGAGGCGAGAGUAAUCAAGUGCUCAGCAACAUCUUGCGAUGGACUCUGGACCUGACGAGUUCAGAGUGGACAAAGAAAGAUGACACUGUGCCUUCAAGUCGCUCUUUCUUUGCAAUGUCAUCUGUGAGCAAGCUCUAUGUCGUCUCAGGAUAUGGAGCAGACAACACCUACAAUCCGUACGUGUACACGCCCUCUACCGACUCCUGGCAAGUCAAAAAUGUAUCAGGGUUCGAGUUUUUGUGGAAUCAAAGAGAGAGUGCUGCAAUGGUAUCAGUAGGAACCAAGACUUACUUACACGGGGGGUAUAGUAGUCUUCAAACAACGGCUUACAACUACGAAGUCAACGUUCUAUUUGGUCAAAUGACGAUCUUUGACACGGCAGCAGAGGCAUGGAGUCAUGUCUACUACAGUUCCCUCUCCACCUCAUCGACGUAUCCAUCUAAGCGAUAUGGCCAUGCAAUGACUGCGCUUGGGACUGCGAUCUACCUAUUCGGCGGUUAUGAAUACACCUAUUCGAGUGGUGAUGGUCAGCUCAAAAGUGACCUUUACAAGUUUGACACAUCUAGCUACCUGUGGAGUCUGCUGAGUGCAGGCGGGUCGAAGCCUUCAGCCCGAUAUCGGCAUGGGAUGGUGGCAGUAAACGGCAAGAUCUACUUGUACGGGGGAGCAGAGAGUCACGACACAAAUACGACUGCUGACACCAACGUGUACGUGCUGGACCCAAGCGCGUUGACAUGGAGCAUCCUGUCGACCGCAGGAUCGACUCCCUCUGGACGUCGAAUGCACAGCAUGGUCUCUAUGGGAUCGCAGAUCUACCUCUUCGGAGGAAAUGAUCCCGCCUCAGGCAAGUCUGGCCGUGAGAUGACCUGA